Molecule: messenger RNA, 852 nt
Organism: Mizuhopecten yessoensis (Yesso scallop)
Lineage: Eukaryota; Metazoa; Mollusca; Bivalvia; Pectinida; Pectinidae
Exons: 4
Coding region: 42-407 (121 amino acids)
Source: RefSeq, a predicted model, not a curated record
UUUUAGCUAUCUGAUACAACAGGGUAUGCCUUACCUGGUAGAUGUAUCCUAUAUGUGUCAGAAGUGUGACAUACCCCUACCGAUGUCCCACGUACAAGGGGUCUAUGUAUCCCCCGUACAUGUUUCUGGUACUUGUGAGUUUGGUUCUGUUACAGGAGGCACGGUUUGGGAAAGCUGAACUGGUGGAAGAGGAAGCGUGUACCAUUAACGGGGAGCCUGAUUACUGCCCUCUAACGGAGACAUGUUGUACUAAUUACUGCUGUCCCAGUAAAAGCAUCUGCUUCAAUGAUGCAUGUCUGUCAUACUGGGUCAUCGUUGUUCCUUCAGUGGUGGCGCUAGGCAUCCUCUUCACCAUCACACUAUGCUGUAUAAACCACAUAAAAAAUAGAAGAUGGACUCCCGACUGACAGGUCAUCAAAACAUGUUCUUUCUUUUAGAAUCACAAUUUACUUUAUUCUAGUCGUACGAAGUAAUUGUUAAUGAUUGGUAAUGCGAGUAUUUUUGUACUUCUCGUGAACCUAUAAACAGUGUUACAGUGUUAUGUUUGUCUAAAUGUCUGUGAGUUGCGUAUUGUACAUAAAGUUUGUUUAAGCGCGUUGUAAUGUAUACAGGUAGUCGGGAUUAUUAUACCUCUACUUAUUUUACACUAUACAAAAGUAACCACAUAAACAAGCUAUUUCCCCUCUAACUGCAUGCCAGGGAAAUAGUUCGUCUGGAGGGGUGCGAUAGUUUUGAAACUAUUUCCCUCGGAAAAUGCGGAAAAUUGAGUGACGUCGUGGCCGGAGCCUGACCGAAUAUUGACCAAUCAGCGCAAUCGGAAAUUUUUAGUUUUGUUAAUAAAGUGUCCCAACU